Molecule: messenger RNA, 947 nt
Organism: Stereum hirsutum FP-91666 SS1
Lineage: Eukaryota; Fungi; Basidiomycota; Agaricomycetes; Russulales; Stereaceae
Product: PRTase-like protein
Exons: 9
Coding region: 100-747 (215 amino acids)
Source: RefSeq, a predicted model, not a curated record
GCCCGCCCCUCCUGUUAUCAAAAAGCCGAAAACGAUAUAAGUACAGUGUCCACCGCCUCCGCCUCCACCGAAACCCCCAUCGUCCCCUGUACCAAAAAAAUGGCAGACCUACCCCCUUCCGUCUUCAUGCUCAAACCUACCGCCCAGCUUGAGGCUCUGUUCACCAUCAUCAGGGACAAGAACACUUCAAGGGGUGAUUUCUUGUUCUACAGUGAUAGGAUCAUCAGGCUGUUGGUCGAAGAGGGCCUCAAUCAUCUUCCUGUGGUGCCGAAGACGGUGGAGACGCCGACGGGCAUGAUCUAUGAGGGUGUUGGGUUUGAGGGUAAAAUAUGUGGGGUAUCGAUCUUGCGUGCUGGAGAGGCGAUGGAGGCAGGUCUGCGCGAGGUGUGUAGGAGUGUACGGAUAGGAAAAAUCCUCAUUCAACGUGACGAGGAAACUACCCUCCCCAAACUCUUCUACUCCAAGCUUCCUCCAGACAUUGCCAGCCGCUACGUUCUCCUCCUCGACCCCAUGCUCGCGACGGGUGGAUCGGCCAUGAAGGCCGUAGAAGUCAUCAUGGAGAAUGGCGUCCCAGAGGACAGGAUCAUCUUCAUCAACCUCAUCUCCUCGCCCGAAGGUCUCAAAACCUUUGCUACAAAAUACCCCUCACUCAAAGUCAUCACCGGAUGGGUAGACGAGGGACUGAACGAACGGGCGUACAUCGUGCCUGGACUGGGAGACUUCGGCGAAAGGAGGUACUGCGUCUAAUCCACUCUUAACUCUCAUCUUCUUUGCAUCAUGGGACUUUGAGCGUAUGGACAUAUGUGCAUUAAGGGACUAGGUUAGGGCGGGACAUGCAUGACUGAUCCAACACAUCACUAUUACCAUAAGGCAUAUCAAUUGUAUAUAGAAUCAAGAGAACUUUUUGGGUAUUUGUACAGCAAUCAACUCAAACAUUCCCUUCGCAC